This is a messenger RNA of Felis catus (domestic cat), 6662 nucleotides long. RefSeq names its product forkhead box B1 (gene FOXB1). Gene Ontology annotation, molecular function: DNA-binding transcription factor activity, RNA polymerase II-specific; RNA polymerase II cis-regulatory region sequence-specific DNA binding. NCBI's taxonomy places the organism in Eukaryota, Metazoa, Chordata, Mammalia, Carnivora, Felidae. Gene Ontology annotation, biological process: cell differentiation; anatomical structure morphogenesis; regulation of transcription by RNA polymerase II. Bases 4153 to 5130 code for a protein of 325 amino acids. The transcript has 2 exons. The record is from RefSeq and is a predicted model, not a curated record.
GACUCAAGGAGAAGGAGGGAACGACUCUGAGGGAGGAAGGAGGAAGAGAAGGGGCAGACGAAAGCUCAGUCCCCAAAUGCUCCAGGCAGCCCCCGGUUCGCUUUCCAAGUCGGGAAGGCGGGUAUUGUUUUUGGCGCCUAGGAAACCUUCGGAAGCUGCCGGGUACUUUCCCUGCACCUCCCAUCGGUGUUUGGUAAAUAUUAACAAACCGAGCGCGUUACUUUCUGGAGUGUGCACGGAGAGGCUGGCCCAGCUCGGGAUGGUUUUCCUCUCCUAGAGCCCCCGCCCCCUAACCCCAGCCCCACCGUUCACGCACACAUACACCUGCUUGACAACAGAAGGAAUCAAAAUCAAUAUUGUAUUUGUCACCCCUCUGUCUCCUUUUUACUCCCUCAGCAGCCCGGGUGCCACUGAAGCGAAUUGUGGAUUUAUGGAGGGAAAUUAGCAUAAAUUAUUACGAAAUCUGUAGCCGUGUGUGGUCCAGCUUGUGGGAAAAGAGACCAUUGCGAACUCUCCAAGCAGAAAGGUGGUCGGUGGUGGGCUCUGCGGAGGCGAUGAAUGGCUAUUGCAUGAAAGAGAUUUCCAUUUGGUUUGCACAUGGGUAUAAUUGACUUAUGUGUAUUUUAUACAGUUUUCCCAACAACUCCCUAAGCCUCAGAGUCGGAUGUGCCCCCUCCCCAGAGCCUCUGUUUGCUUUGGGUUCUGUACAAUAGACUCUGAUGCACUUUUCACGAUUUCUGGAAAGUGCUCCUUCCCUCCUCUUCUUCAUAAUACCAGUCUUAAAACGGUGUAAAUGACAUGCAAAUCCCCUCCCCCUUCCUCUGGGCUCUUCAGUAGGAUCUGAAAUGCAAUUUUGUAGCAAAGUGCCUGUUUUAAAUGUGUAUUUCACAAUUCCUCACCCAUCCAGGGCAAACUUGUCCAGUUAGGUUCCAUUCCCUUAAUUAGCCCUGUGCAUGGGCAAUAUACCUCACCUCCAGUCCUCACUCUAGCCAAACUUUGGAGACUCCUGAAACACGAAUUCCUACUUGUAUCCUCACAUGUCUCUGAGACUUGGUGGUGACAACUUUCCCUGGGGAGAUUGACAAAGAUUUAUUUCAACCUAGAUUUUCUUUUUUAACCCAAACGUUUCCACUCUUAGAAUUUAGUUAAACUUCUGUUUACUCCAAGCAAUGAUUUCGACCGCCACACAAAGGCCCUUUGCAGGGCAACAAAAUGCCAAUUGUUAAAACAAGAAAACAUUUCUCUCCCCAUCCCCCACCCACAAGAAGCGUAGGCACACACCCGGUAGAAAAGAAUCUUCCUGGCUGUCACUGGGGGAACAGAGAUCUUUCACUCCUUUCGUUACAUAUCCCAAUCCAACCACUCUCAAUGUUUUUUUUAUCUAUGUUUCUGUGUGUCAGUAUGCACACGUUUGCUAAGAAGAUCCUAAAAGAUCCUUAGGGGCUUCGAUGCUGGCACCUUUCCCAGGAGCACUCCUGCCUCCACAGGAGCACCCCCAAUUUUGUAUCUCGGAGGCCAGCUGCCUUCUGGGGCAGGAAAGCUGUGGACCAACACCUUUCCAUCAGGAAAACACAAGCCCUUACUACUAUGCUUCAUCGGGGUCCCUAGGCUGCAGGUCUCCCCAGUUCUUCCCAUCCCUGGACCUUCAAACCAAACUGGGCCAUGCCCAGUAACACCCCAAAACGACGCACCUCCUUAGGAGCCGAAGCGUGCACAGUUCAGGCAAGUACCGCUGCCUUGUGCCGAAGCUGGGCAGAGUCCACCAGAGUCCAAAUGGUUUCUGUGUGGAGGGUUUAUCUGCCCUUGUCCAACCGUGCCCCCAGGGACAGGUCAGCGUCCCGCCUCCACCCCUCGAACCCACCUCCUCCUCCUAGUUAUUUUUUCCGAAUUAAGAAGGUGACAUUAUUCUUUUCUUCAAGCACUUCUGUUAAUAUUGAAAAACGUGUGCUUGCAUCUCAAGCGAGGCAGCCCAGACACGAGAGCCAUUUCAAUAUUAAUGAAAUUGUUUAAUCUCCUAAAUUCAUCGUGUUUAAGUUACGUUUUGGUGAGUUAUUGACCACCUUUGAAACUGUGGUUAAUGGAGGGUGUGUGUGUGUGUGUGUGUGUGUGUGUGUGUGCGUGUCUGUGUGUGUGUGUGUGUACGUGCGCCGAAAGAUUUUUAUGCUAACCCCAAACAGCUCCACUAAUAAUGCUCUAAUAUCACUAAGUGUCCAAACUUCACACCCAGAACUCUCCCCCCACCAUCACUACCAUCACCUCCUGGGGGAAAAAAAGUUCUUACAUUUCAGGAUUGAAGAUGAUUCAGUGUGGGCUCUAGGUAUUGAGUUUUUAACGAGGUAAAAGAUAAAAGAGAUUUCUUUUAAAAACCAUAAAGGUGAAAGAAUGUGCAGAAGCCAGUGGGAACUCCUAGCAUCUAUUCCUUGACUGGGUGCAUGCAGGCAGGGUAGACUCACUAUUUCAUAGCAAUAUGAUGAUGCCGCCAACGCCCACGACGACGACGAUGAUGAUAAUAAUAAUAAUGAUGAUGAUGACAAUAAUUCAUUGAAUCUCUGGAGACUAAUCCGAACAGAAGGGAGCCUACCGCUGGCACCAGGCAGGGGGACCCUAGGCACAUCCCCGCUCUCUCCUUUCUCCCAAAAAGGAAAACUCCCUGGUUCUUUUCCAGUCCAGAAGUUACUGCUGUUUUAGUGGGUCCGCAGGCAGCUUUUGCUGGGCUCUCUAAACCCCGAAAUACUUUCUAUUGGGGGUAGGGAGGGGAAAGGGAGGAGAUGGGAGGGGAAGCAGAGGUGGGAGAAGCAGAGAAAAGUUCCGGCUGUAAAAUGCAAACUUCCAGGCAAUGCCUAACUCCUAAAGUUUCAAACCACAUGGGGAAAGCAUGAGACUCGGCCCUUCAUCUGGUGAUAAAGUGUGUCAAACAAACUCAGGCUCUCCACCAGGUCCACAUAGUGUCUGCCCCAACAGCCCCAGAGCCUUCAUCCUGUCCCUAAUUCAAUUCCUAGAGGACUUUUAGAGUGAAGACCCUGACUAUUCUCCCAGAUAGACUUUUUUUUUUUUAAUUUGGCCAGUACACUUACAAAAUGGGUUUUACACAGGUAUAAAUACUUAUAUUUCUGUAAGUAGUUUUUAAACCCCAUCACUUAAGGCUACACACCCAGUGUGUAGAGCUAUGGCAGCAGCCUAGGAAGGUCAAAUCAAACUUUGACCUGCCUCUUGGAAGACUAGGGGGAAGGGUGUAUUUUCAUUAUAAUAACCCAUGCAACCAGCCCCGGAUUGCCAAGCGCAGGAAAAGGGUCUGCUUCAAGGGAAAGCCGUGCCUUAACGUUAGCUAACAAUACAAACCCGAUACAAUGCAGAGGAAACAGAAUACCCCAGCCAAGCAAUUUCCAUGUCAAACAUCAUCUGCACGGCAGCUCGGUCUGUGAACGUGAGUGGUCGCCUGAAUCCCUGCUCCGCGGCCGCCACCUCCUCAUACCUUCACACCGCGCACCCUGGCCGGCGUCCUGCUCACCACCGGUGGCCGAGGCUCUUCCCCCUCGCCCAGUCUUGAGCUGGAAGUGAUUCCUAUUGGCCAAGGUGUCCAUGUAAAUAGGUGUGAAAGAAACCAGAGCUGGCCAGGCUCUCCCCUCUCGCUCAGUCCCCUCCCUCUGCAGCCCCCGCUCCCCCUCCUCUUCCUCCUCCUCCCAAGGCGAUUGUCAUAUGAUAGCUAAGAAGUGGCACAUUAAUGAAGCGCCGCUACAGGGGUCUUUUCUGCUCCUGUCACCGCUUAAAACUAUCAGAUGGUUCGAGGGAGGACAUGGAGGCAGCCACCUAGCUCAGCGGAGCCGCGGAGCCCACAGCAGCGCCCUCCGGAGCCCCGAGGCCGCCGCUGCUGCCGUCUGCACCGGGACUCCGCAGCCGAGCUCGGCCGCCCGGGGAGCGCACCGCCAGAAGCGCUGCGGACUGGCCGGCUCCGGGCGCUGCAGGGCUGAGCUGCGAAGCUCAGAGACGCGCGGAGCCCAACCGAGACCAGACACUGUGUCCCGGCUGAGCACAGGGAGGGACCGCAGAGCUGCAGUGCCAUCCCGGAUGCGGACGCACAACUUGGAGCAACUUUAAGAUCCAAGCAGCCGCCGGCCCGCGCGGACCCAGAGCAAGAAGGGGGCAAACAAGAAGAUGCCUCGGCCGGGCCGCAACACGUACAGCGACCAAAAGCCGCCCUACUCGUACAUCUCGCUGACCGCCAUGGCCAUCCAGAGCUCGCCCGAGAAGAUGCUGCCUUUGAGCGAGAUCUACAAGUUCAUCAUGGACCGCUUCCCCUACUACCGGGAGAACACGCAGCGCUGGCAGAACAGUCUGCGCCACAACCUAUCCUUCAACGACUGCUUCAUCAAGAUCCCACGGCGGCCAGACCAGCCGGGCAAGGGCAGCUUCUGGGCGCUGCACCCCAGCUGCGGGGACAUGUUCGAGAACGGCAGCUUCCUGCGGCGCCGCAAGCGCUUCAAGGUGCUCAAGUCCGACCACCUGGCGCCCAGCAAGCCCGCCGACGCCGCGCAGUAUCUGCAGCAGCAGGCCAAGCUGCGCCUCAGCGCGCUUGCGGCCUCCGGCACGCACCUGCCACAGAUGCCCGCUGCCGCCUACAACCUGGGCGGCGUGGCGCAGCCCUCGGGUUUCAAGCACCCCUUCGCCAUCGAGAAUAUCAUCGCUCGAGAGUACAAGAUGCCUGGGGGGCUGGCCUUCUCCGCCAUGCAGCCCGUGCCCGCCGCCUACCCGCUCCCCAACCAGUUGACUACCAUGAGCAGCUCGCUGGGCACUGGCUGGCCGCACGUGUACGGUUCCGCAGGCAUGAUCGAUUCGGCCACCCCCAUCUCCAUGGCUAGUGGCGAUUACAGCGCCUACGGCGUGCCAUUGAAGCCGCUGUGCCACGCAGCAGGCCAGACGCUGCCCGCCAUCCCGGUGCCCAUCAAGCCCACCCCGGCCGCGGUGCCCGCGCUGCCCGCGCUGCCCGCGCCCAUCCCCACCUUGCUCUCGAACUCGCCGCCCUCGCUCAGCCCCACGUCCUCGCAGACAGCCACCAGCCAAAGCAGCCCCGCCACUCCCAGUGAAACGCUCACCAGCCCGGCCUCCGCCUUGCACUCGGUGGCGGUGCAUUGACCCGCAGCAGCCGGAGCCCCCUCUUGUUCCCCUCCCCGCCAGCUUAUACGCAUUCCCCGCCUCCCAGCCCUGCCCUCCCCCCAUCUAAGACCGCCACCCUAACUUGUCCAUUUCACCUUCGGCCAACCCUCUCUCCCCCAGGAGAACUUUGUUUUGGACCCAGGAGACAAAACACAAACUUGCAGAUGGCCUGGAGGCGCGUGGGAGCUGUCCUCGCCUCCACAAGAGGGGAAGGCAGGGAGCACCUGGGCCAAGCCUUCCGACUCCCCGGGCCCCCCGAAACCCCCUCCCAUUUAAGAGGCAGGGGAAAUCCUGCCUCCCGCCUUCGCGGAGAGGAGCGCGUCUUCCCUCGGCCGGGAUCGGCGGGGCGCCGGACACCGCGCAGUCAGUUCCUAGACAAGAGAAACCGCCUCAGAGGUUUCCUCGAACAGAUCUCCCCUGAGGGCUACAGCCGCACAGCGGAGGGCCGGAUCUCGUUUACGUCUUGGAACUCUGCCGGGAAGAGGGACCACUAAUCUUCCUUACCCGACUCGCCUCCGCCCAUCCGGCCGGGGCUGGGCGGACCACAGCUUCCUGGAGUAGCGGCCCUGCCUCCCCAGCUUCUGCGGAGUGUUUUGUUUUGUUUUGUUUUGUUUUGUUUUGUUUUGUUUUGGGUUUUGUUUCCUGCCAGAGGCUCCAGGCACGGGGAGUUAAGGGAGAGGCUGCCAAACUGAGAAGGGGACGCUUGUCCUCAACACAAGCAAAACAAAACUAAAAGUAACCUUGUAGUAUUGUUUACAAAGGCGCCCGGUAAAAUGUAAACAGUGAACUUGAAUCUGUAUUGCUUGGCGGGCGAGCGGGCAAAGCCCACUUUACAAGUACCUGUUGUAAUGUGAAUGUUUACUCUCCAUUUCUGGCCAGGUUUAGGGGUGGGAAGGGGGGAUGGGAAAGUUAAUUGGGAUGUUAACUUUCCUGUUACUUAGAGACCUUUUAGCUAUUUAUUUUAUUGUUGGAAGGGGGAAAAAAAAAGGAAAGAAAAGAAAGAAAAAAGAAAAUGAAAUAAGCCCAAACUAAGAAAGCAUCAAGGGCAACCCUAGCAGAAUUUAGAUAGCUGACUGGUAACAUGAAGCAGUGUCACCGGAUAGGUCUCCCAUGGACAAGUCUUUCUGUUUGCUACAAGAACUUUCCCAAGAAGCUAAAGGGCUGCAAAGAGAUGUAAAUGCUUGUGAAUAGGAAUGAUUAUACACUGUGUAAAAUGCACUUUUGUUUGCUAUAUUCCUUUAGAGUUCUUAGGUAAUUUGCUGGAAAACGAACUGUUGUUCUGGUGUGACCUGCUUAAGUUAAAAAAAGUUGUAGUUGUCAUAGGGCUGUAAAAUUUUUCCCUUUCAUUUUUCUCCUUCCCUGUCCAGAAUUAGCAUGGCAUCUUAAAUAUUGAUGUUCUUGUUCCCAGCAUGCCUGUUUUAAGACAAAGAAUUUUAAAAAGGUGUCUACAUUAAAUUAUGAAUCUAGUCCAAAUAAUAUUUUCUCAUUAAAAUACAUAAAUUCAAAUUUUA